UAGCACUCAAACUAAUUCACUGCACCAACUGCGGGACGCUCCUGCAGACAUCAUCAUCGUCCUCUCGUUUGAGACGCGCUUAACCUGGAUUAUCGCCCGGUGGUGUCACACAGCUCCAAACCGGUUCACUUUAUCAUGAGAGUUUUUACUUGAACGGAGCAGAUUUUUUUGUCUUAUUUAUCUAGUGGGAGAAAAAAAUAAUAAUUUCAAAGUACGUCUUCAAUGCCAAAUUCAACAACGAUGAGCAAAAACGGGAUGGUGACAAAAAUCCACACGAGGAUAAGAGUCGAAGCGUUCGCGGCCAACUACGAGCUGGUUGGCAAAGAACUGGGCAGGGGAAAGUUUGCAGUGGUGAAGAAGUGCAUUGAGAAGGCGACAGGGAAGCAGUAUGCUGCCAAGUUCCUGCGAAAGCGGCGGAAGGGCGAAGACUGCCGCAUGGACAUCUUGAACGAGAUCGCCGUGCUGGAGUCAGCCAAGGCAAACCCCUAUGUGGUGGCACUGCAUGAGGUCUAUGAAACCAGCAGUGAAAUCAUCCUCGUUCUGGAGUGUGCCGCUGGUGGCGAAAUCUUCAACCAAUGCGUCGCAGAUAACGACGAGGCCUUCACAGAGAAAGAUGUGAUGCGGCUGGCAAAGCAGAUCCUGACUGGAGUGGCCUUCCUGCAUCGGAACAAUGUGGUGCAUCUUGACCUGAAACCCCAGAACAUCUUGCUGACCAGUGCCAGGCCUCUGGGGGACAUUCGUAUUGUGGAUUUUGGCUUAUCCAGACGCAUGGACAACAUCACAGAAGUCAGGGAGAUCCUGGGUACUCCAGAGUAUGUGGCACCAGAGAUCCUGAGCUAUGAACCCAUUAGCACUGCUACAGAUAUGUGGAGUAUCGGGGUCCUGACCUACGUCAUGCUGACGGGUGAAUCUCCCUUUCUGGGUGACGACAAGCAGGAGACAUUCCUCAACAUUUCCCAAGUCAACAUAGACUACUCGCAGGAUACGUUUGAGGGGAUCUCCUCCCUGGCUGUUGACUUCAUUAAGUCUUUGUUGUUGAAAAACCCCAGGAAGAGAGCCACAGCAGAAGAAUGCCUCAAUCACCCCUGGCUGAACUCCCAUCCCCUCUCUCACCCGCACCUCCACACCAGGUCAGCCUCUUCUUUGGAUGAGCCCGAAACAAGCCAGUCGGAGUCAGAGCCUGAGAGCCCAGCUCCUUCCCCCGAGCUGGACUUGAUCGAGUCGUAUCUCGAGUCGUAUCUCGAGGGCGAGCUCAAGACAGGUCGUGACACUUUCUCCUUCGGCGAACCUCCGUUCCCCACGCGACCCGAGAUACAGCAGGAGUUGAUCUGCUGAUCGAUGUUUGACAAAGUUGGGAGAGACUCAAUGAUUUCAAACUCCACGGAGCAGAUGCUGAAAGCCAGUGAGCCCACAGCUUUUUGGUCUUGAUCUAAACCAGGACCAUGCUCUAUGGCUGCUGUGUGCCUGGCUGCUUCUACUGCUGUGAUGCCUGUGAGCUGUGUGUAGUUUGAUACCUCUGUCUGUUUAAAUAAUACAUGCUACUCUGUGCUGAUUUGAGUGAUUGCACAGGAGAAAUAUGAGCAGGAUGAAGACGCCGGAGUAAAGAGUGGGAGAAGACACGUGAGGACUUUGUUGCAAGACUGCACUGCUGCCUUAAAAGUGACAGAACCAAACUGGGAUCAGCUUAACACUGGGGCUGGUUCACCCUUGCAUGCACACUGGUUUGUUUUUACCCAAUUAGCCUUUCAGACUGAGUUUCAGAAGAGAGGAAGCCUCCCGCUUCCUUCAGAAAUGACUUCACUCACUGUAUGCUCUCAUCAAAACAAGUUAUGCUUCAGCUGUCCCAGACAUACCUUCUGUGAUGAGUUUCGUUGAAGGAAGUAAAGGGUUUUGACAGAUGGUUCUGCUUAACAAAAGAAUUAAAGCAAUGGAGAGUACCUACGCUGAAGCUAGACGUGAACUGUUUGACUGUUUUCUGUGUUUAUUUAUGUGUGUGUUGUACCACUUCAGCCCCUUAAGUACUCAAAGCCACAUCAAUGCCUGAGUUUAGGAUGGAUAUGGUAGCAUUUUUGUUUUUAAGGACAAUCUUGAGCACUUUUUUUAUUUUGUUAUUGGACUUCCGUGUAAUAGUAAGAAACCAAAGUCUCAUCAAGCACAGUCAGCUCUCACACAAUGUACUGUACAUAUUAACCAUUCUCCAUCACACAGUGUUCUGUUUUCACAUGGCCUUUUUUCAUAAAGUGCCACUUUUUCAACCUCACUUCUUUGUUAAUAUUACAGUUCAAAGUUUUGCUUUCUUCACUUUGUUUUUGUUUUGGCCAUUGCACAAGUUGCACAUUUUCUUUUUGUACUUAACUGCAAGGUUGCCACUAGAUUUCAUGCUCUUCAAAUGUUGUGAAAAUAUCAGUCUCAGUAAAGAAGGAACCGCAGGGGUUGAAAGCAGUGAUUAAGUUCUGUUAUGUGAUUUGUGAUGCAUACGAUCUCAUGACGUGGUCAACUGAAGGCCCUGAUUUGCAUAAAUAUGGGAUGUUUACCUUCAGAUGCUUGGGAGCAGAGAAAUGAGUAAGAUUUUCUCAAAAAUACUGAAAUGUAUAUUGUGAGUUAGUAUUAAGAUUAAUCUGUAAAGACAAUUUGUUUUUUUUUUUUUUUUUUUUUUACCAGUCUGAGUGGUAGCAUCAUUAUAUCAUGACUUAUUUUGUAUGUUAACUUUUACUUAUUGCUAUUGUUUUUGUGCUCUUGAAUUUCAGGAAAGUUUGCACUUGUCCUUGUGGACGUUACAUUAAAAUGAAUAAAUGUGGAUGGCAUGCAUUGCAAAAUGUAACAAAGUAAAAUACGUGUGCAUUUUGUAUCAAA
Acanthochromis polyacanthus (spiny chromis) is the source of this 2853-nucleotide messenger RNA. It is a transcript of the gene stk17al, whose product is annotated as serine/threonine kinase 17a like. Gene Ontology annotation, molecular function: protein serine/threonine kinase activity; ATP binding. Gene Ontology annotation, biological process: protein phosphorylation; intracellular signal transduction; positive regulation of apoptotic process. Gene Ontology annotation, cellular component: nucleus. The transcript has 7 exons. The record is from RefSeq and is a predicted model, not a curated record. Bases 223 to 1335 code for a protein of 370 amino acids. NCBI's taxonomy places the organism in Eukaryota, Metazoa, Chordata, Actinopteri, Pomacentridae.